CAGAUCUCGCGCCCAGUGGUGUUUCUGUCCCAAUAACACACGCUCUGUGAGCGUCGUGGACGGUGUCGGCUUUCGAGCGACCGCCGUCUAACGCGUCAUACAUAUUUUUUCAAUCAUGGUUCUCCUCGAAGAUAAGAAGUACGCUUGUGAGGCUUGCAUCAAAGGUCAUCGUUCCUCCUCCUGCAAACACAUCGAUCGCCCCCUAUUCGAGAUCAAGAAAAAAGGUCGCCCCAUCACUCAAUGCGAACACUGUCGAGAGUUGCGAAAGACGAAGCAAGUGCAUGUCAAAUGCUUGUGUGAAACCAAAGACGGUGCUAGCGAAAAGGCUCCUAAGUCUGGAAAGAAAGGCUACGCAAAGGUGGCGGCGAGCGCCGCGUUCCCUCACGGCUUACCAGAAGCCCUGGGAGCGUCGGUCGCACUGCACGCACCUUCCGAUGCGUCCUCGUCCGAUUCAGACGGAGGCCUUUCCGCCGACGCUCCGUGUGACUGCAAGGAUGGCGGUGACUGUCAUUGCUACACUGCCAGGCGAUCGCACCCAAAGCAAGGCGGGCAGUCUAUAUUUAACACGCGUGUCAAACCUGCGCCCGUCGAAACCCCUUCGCGUGCCCGUUCGAAUUCUUCCCCUUUCGCAGCUAGUGGUUCGACGCCACGCGACCUUCGACCUGUUCUACCUCGUCCCCCUCAGCAGACUGAUUUGCUUGACUUGCCUCCUCACACUACACAUCCCCACAACUCUCGGGCCACCCAUGGCAUCACUUACUACAGCCCGUACACGCGCGCUUACGAAGGUCACCUGUAUACUUUUGAUGGCGGCUAUCAAGCAGACCAGCCUGAUAAACCGGAGCUCGAUUCUGACAUGGCCUUCUUCGAUAACGCCCUGCCGUUAACUGCGCCCAUUCCUCAGGGGCUAUCGCAGAACUUUACUCUCUGGCCAGAUCAGAACGAAUCGUUCACCGACUUCCGGGCUUCGUGUGGCUGUGGCGAUUCGUGCGCGUGCCCAGGUUGCUUCCAACAUAGGGGCAACACUUGGACGACUGGGGCCUGUGCUAAUCCUAGCGUUUGCAACUCGUGCCUCACCUCUUCGAUUCCAGCCCCUUCGGCCCCAACCCCACCUACUACGCCCCUUGGGGGUUACGUUCCAUCCCCAUUCGAGCCCUUGGACGAGUGGAUUCGGGGCAUCUCUUCGACGAACCCUCCAUCCAUUUUCCACCCGCCCAACUCUUCUGGAGAUGCGUUCCCUUACGUUUCAUACGGCAAUAUCCUGCCAAAUCCGGAACUAAGCCAGAUGCCGGGUCCGUUCCCCAUGGAAGUCGCCUCUGGAUGCUGUGGAGGGCGUUGCGGGUGCCCUCCGGGCCGAUGCACGUGUCUGGAUGAUUGUUGUGGGUGCUGUCAAGGAUGUCAGUGUGAGGAUUAUGUCCACGACACCCAGCCGGUGUCCGGAAAUGCACAUGGCGCGCUGGCGAUGUUUGCUUUGUCUGGUGAAAGGACGUCUUGUUCUGAAGGUCGAUGCAAUCAUGGUGGUUCGGAGCGCGUAGGCGUGACGCCAUGGGAUUUCUCAGGGACGUUGGACGGGUUCAAUGAGACAGACAUCGCUUCACCAUCUGUUCAGCCCAGGACGAGCCAAAGUUUUUCGGGAGAUAUGUCCGCUGCAGCUUUGUCGCGCCAACGAGUCAUCCUGCCUAAACCUUCAUCGACUUCACCUACCACCUCUGUACUCCCUAUCGUGGAAACCUUCUAUUCCUUCCCGUCUUAUACCCGCUCGGCCGUGAGCGUCACGUCUGACACUAGCGUUAGUCACAAUUCCGCCUUUUCUAGGGGGGGGACACAUGCUAUGAUUGGGGAGCAAUAUGAUGCGCAGAGCAAUCCGCAAUCGGUUCGGAUGCAGGUGGGAUCUGUGUUUCCUCCUAUGUUCUAGUCAAACUUCCUAGUCAUUUCUCAGAACCUUCUUGUAUAAUCCUCCUACUCUCUGGAUCGUGUUUCGAUUUAAGUUCUUUUAUGGCCGGUACCU
Molecule: messenger RNA, 2008 nt
Organism: Heterobasidion irregulare TC 32-1
Lineage: Eukaryota; Fungi; Basidiomycota; Agaricomycetes; Russulales; Bondarzewiaceae
Gene: ace1
Product: ACE transcription factor 1
Exons: 5
Coding region: 116-1915 (599 amino acids)
Biological process (GO): intracellular copper ion homeostasis; positive regulation of transcription by RNA polymerase II; intracellular iron ion homeostasis
Cellular component (GO): nucleus
Molecular function (GO): DNA-binding transcription factor activity, RNA polymerase II-specific; RNA polymerase II cis-regulatory region sequence-specific DNA binding; copper ion binding
Source: RefSeq, a predicted model, not a curated record